Messenger RNA from Papilio xuthus (Asian swallowtail), 1153 nucleotides. Its product is annotated as insecticyanin-A. NCBI's taxonomy places the organism in Eukaryota, Metazoa, Arthropoda, Insecta, Lepidoptera, Papilionidae. The transcript has 4 exons. Gene Ontology annotation, biological process: response to reactive oxygen species; lipid metabolic process. Gene Ontology annotation, cellular component: cytoplasm. The coding region runs from base 298 to 930 and encodes 210 amino acids. The record is from RefSeq and is a predicted model, not a curated record.
AAUAUUUGACUAAGAUAUAUGUUUGAAAGAGUAAGGAAUCUUCUAGUUAUAUUUGAAACUCGUUUACUAAUUUAUUUCGAUUCUUUGCGAACCAGAGAUGGGAUUAUAAAUCUUUUAAACAAUCAACAGAAGUCAUGGUGUUAAUGUUUCAAUCUGUUGUACUUUUUAACACGGAAUAAGAAUAAUUAGUUUUAACUGUUAUAAAAAAAUAUAUAAAGUAUAAAAGAGGUUACGUCUACCGUUACGUCUCAGUUGAUUUGUGACAUCAGCUGAAGCCCCUCCCUCAUCCGCCUCAAAAUGUUUUAUUGUUUAGGCAUUAUGUUGACGUUUCCAUUCGUAAGUAGUGCUGUGUUAAACGGAACAUGUCCAUUUGUAACCCCAAGGGAGUUGGAUUUGAAAGAAUUGGAUGGUAAAUGGUAUGUAGCCGCUGUAGUCAGUGAUAUGAAGAUCCAAGGGGACUGUGCCAUGAUAUUAUUUAAUCACAAGAGUGAUAACACCACAGAUGUAUCGAUUAGUUGGAUCUCUAACAACACAAUUAGCUAUUAUAAUGGAUCUGUUGAACUGACUGUUGAUAGUAAUACAACUGGAGAUUUAUUAAUGGUUACUUAUACAGAUCAGAGUACAGAGACUUUCUCAUUUUUGGACGUGGAGUAUGAACACUACGCAGUAUUGUUCGCCUGUUAUAACAACGAAGAUGGCACAAGCAGUACUUAUGAACUGUGGAAACUCACCAGAACACCACAUAUAAAGGACGAUGAUGCGCUCAAACUGGAUCGAGCUGUGGCAAACUAUAGUCUUCAAGAUUCACCUUUCAUACAUUUUAAUAACACCGAGAAUACUUGUAAAGUCAGCGGAGGGACGUUUUUGAAUCCUUCAUCUUUGAUAAUGACAUCUGCAGCUGCUAUUACGUUAUUUAGACGGCUUUAUUAAUUCAUAGCUUAAUCUCUGAAAUCUAUUGUCUAUUAUUCUAUACUUCUUAUAUUAUAUUCUUUAACAGUGGUAGAGCCAGCUUUAACAUCUUCGCACGAAUCGGCCCGCUAUUUUAGCGGGCGAGCCGGGCCGCGUCCCGCGUCCGGCCGCUUCCCGGAGGCCUUAUUUAGUCCACUUUCCCUCUUCACCCCUUCUCUUAUAAGAAAAGGAUGGGAAGUGGACU